GUAGGGACGAGUUGACUUAGAGAGUUGACAAUGUAGGACUACUUGUAGAAAAGAAUGUAACAUGUAACUCAUCGCUAAAUAUAUCGAUCAUGUCAGAUAAUAAACUUACGUGUACUUAUAUGAUGUAGGGCUAUUUUCUUCAUGAUCACCAUCAAAACAUUGAAGAAUCCAUUAUGUCAUUGCAGGGUUAUCAAUUUCCAAGAUGGCGAUAAUAGAUACUAUUCACCAUAUACUAGAAGAACUAGUUAAAUAUAUACCGGAUGUAGUAUAUGAUUAUAUACCAGAAUCUAAAAUAAGUAGAUCUUUAUUGAUUGGUACCGCAUCAGGUGUUCUGGCUUAUCUGAUCUUUAAGAAGAGAUAUCGUUUACCCCCCGGACCCUUUGCUUGGCCCAUGAUUGGAAAUAGUGAUGCAUAUACCAAAGGCAACCUGGCUAAGAAAUUCCUCGAUCUGUCUAAGAAAUAUGGACCAGCAUUUACAUUUUACAUGGGACCGAUACGAUGUCUUAUAUUAAACCGUAUUGAUGUUAUUAAUGAAGCUUUGCUCACCAUGGGAGCUAACUACUCUGAUCGUUAUACGCUGUAUACUUCUGAAGCUUUUCUCCAAGGGGGAGAAGACAUUAUUAACGGUAGAUACGGCACUGGAUGGAAACUUAGAAGAAAGUUAGCAGGUCGUGCUAUGAGAUUAUUUAUGGUCGGUGGAAACUUUAAUAUAAAGGUAGAAGAAGCCGUAUCUAAAACAGUGGAAGCCAUGUUAAAAGAGAAAGGACCUUUUGAUCCUAAACCUUACAUGUUCUUUACAACUUUAAAUAUUCUAGGAGCCAUGGUCUUCGGCACAAAGUAUGAAUAUAACGAUAAAGAAUACUUAGAUUUACUCAACAUCCUGGAAGAGAUUUCUAAAAUAGCAUCAGCGGGUUUAUUUAUAGAAAAUAUUUUCCCACCAGCCAGAUUGUUCCCAACCAAAAGGUUUAAACGUUUUGCCCAAGUAGUUGAUGAUUUUAUGAAUAUUAUGAGAUCUAAUAUCAAAAGGAUAGAAGACGAAUUUGUACCAGGUAAUGUAACUAACUUUACAGAAAGUCUUCUUCAAGCAGAAAAAGAAAUACGAGAAGAAGGUGAAGAGAAUAUGGACUAUUUUAAACAUCACCACCUAGUGUUGAUAGUAUUUGACAUAUUUAUAGCUGGUAAUGAUACAUCGAGACAAACAUUAUACUGGGCUUUGAUGUAUAUGGCUGGCCUUCCUGAUGUACAGAAGAAAAUACAAGAUGAAGUGGAUUCUGUCGUUGGGAAUAAUAGAUACCCUACUACAUCAGACAGAGAGAAUCUCACCUAUACAGAUGCUGCAUUACAUGAAAUUAUGCGAUUGGGGUCAGUGGCACCAAUAGGAGUUCCUCACAUGACUAGCUGUGAUACUACGAUAGAUAAUGGUAAAUAUGAGGUUCCUAAGGAUACCAUGGUUUUCAUCAAUCACUGGGGAAUUCAGAAUGAUCCAGAUAAUUGGGAAGAAGUGGAAAAGUUUAAACCAGAAAGAUUUUUAGAUAAAGAUGGUCAAAUGGCACCAAAACCUGAAAACUGGCUUCCAUUUAGUGCUGGUAGAAGAGUUUGUCUUGGAGAACCUAUGGCUAAACCAGAACUACAUUUAAUUCUUGCAGGCCUUUGUCAACGGCUGGUCAUGGAGCCGGAACCAGGAAAGACAAUUAAUUUGGAACCAAAGGACGACGGACUUUUACUUGCCCCUCGGCCGUACAAGAUCGUAGUUAAGCCACGAAUCAACCCUUAAACAUUGAAAAUUUUUAUAGCACCAGAUGCCAUCUACUGUUAGGCUAAUCGUUUGGAAAUAUCAGAAUUUCGUGUGUUAUAUCGUGUGUGAUAUUUACUGUUUGUUAUGUCUUAGUUUUGCAUAACAGUCUUUCUGGUUUAUCUAAUUGUAUAAGAACAUCUGGUUCUAUUUUAUUGUAGAGCAUGCGGUUAUUAAUAUAAGGGAAUGUUGUUAAUUACUGACAUUACAGGUAUACAAAAAUAUAGUAUAUGUUUUGUAUCUGUUCACACCGAGUUCAUGACACUAUGUAACCUACAAUAUUUGUUUUAUUUCCCGAGUUACUGUAUCUAAUCCUUUCUUAAACGUAAACAAUAGAAAUAUUUGUAUAAUC
Patella vulgata (common limpet) is the source of this 2144-nucleotide messenger RNA. Its product is annotated as cytochrome P450 2H1. Gene Ontology annotation, biological process: hormone biosynthetic process; progesterone metabolic process. Gene Ontology annotation, molecular function: heme binding; iron ion binding; steroid 17-alpha-monooxygenase activity. The transcript is spliced from 12 exons. The coding region runs from base 203 to 1774 and encodes 523 amino acids. The record is from RefSeq and is a predicted model, not a curated record. Lineage: Eukaryota; Metazoa; Mollusca; Gastropoda; Patellidae.